AUUUAAUUAGAUCGAUAUCAGAUCCAGAACAUCCGUUAACUCUUGAACAAUUGAAUGUGACACAACUUGAGCAUGUCAGUAUAGAUGACCAGAAUAAUCAUAUUGUGAUCGAGUUCACACCAACCAUACCUCAUUGUUCCAUGGCUACAUUGAUUGGAUUGUGCAUACGUGUUAGGUUGUUAAGAAGUUUACCAGAAAGAUUUAAAGUUGAUAUAAAUGUUAGGAAAGGGUCUCAUCAGUCAGAACAAGCUGUUGCUGCAGCUUUGGAAAAUACGCAUUUAUUAGAAGUUGUAAAUCAAUGUCUUUCAACAGCAAACUUACAAAGCAAUACUUUACAACAAUAA
Messenger RNA from Entrophospora sp. SA101, 344 nucleotides. The record is from the annotation of a GenBank genome assembly. Lineage: Eukaryota; Fungi; Glomeromycota; Glomeromycetes; Entrophosporales; Entrophosporaceae.